Molecule: messenger RNA, 2606 nt
Organism: Morus notabilis
Lineage: Eukaryota; Viridiplantae; Streptophyta; Magnoliopsida; Rosales; Moraceae
Product: potassium transporter 1
Exons: 9
Coding region: 85-2313 (742 amino acids)
Biological process (GO): potassium ion transmembrane transport
Cellular component (GO): membrane
Molecular function (GO): potassium ion transmembrane transporter activity
Source: RefSeq, a predicted model, not a curated record
CUCUAAGCCUAUAUAUCUUCUCCUUCGACGGCUCUUCUUGUACCUCUCUCUCUCUCUCACUCUCUUCAUCUGUCUAAAUAAACAAUGAACCGUUCUGAAGAAUUUGUGGAACAGGGAAUUUGUCAACGGAACUUGAAGAGGGUAUCAUGUACAAGUACAACUGUGCUAAUAUUGGCAUAUCAAAGUCUUGGAGUGGUUUAUGGCGACCUCAGUACUUCCCCUCUCUAUGUUUACAAGACCACUUUCUCUGGGAAGUUUAGCCUUCAUGAGGAUGAUGAGGAGAUUUUUGGGGUCUUUUCAUUUAUCUUCUGGACCUUUACUCUCAUUGCUCUCUUCAAAUACGUUUUAAUUGUCAUGUCAGCCGAUGACAACGGUGAAGGUGGUACCUUUGCCUUGUACUCGCUUCUCUGCCGUCACGCGAGAUUAAGUGUUCUACCUAAUCAGGAAUCCAUAGAUGAGAAACUGUCUGCGUAUGUAACAGUAGGAUCCAAUGACACACGGCAGAGUUCAACUCUGAAGCUAAUCUUUGAAAAGCAUCCGAGAUUUUGCGAAGCUCUCUUGGUCUUUGUUCUGCUUGGAACCUCUAUGGCAAUUGGGGAUGGAGUACUAACUCCUGCAAUAUCAGUUCUUUCAGCAGUCUCGGGAAUUAAACUCAAGAUCACAGAACUCCAUGACAAUUAUGUUGUCAUAAUCUCAUGUGUCAUUUUGGUGGGGCUUUUCUCCCUUCAGCACCACGGGACACACAGAGUUGCUUUCAUGUUUGCACCAAUUGUCACAGCCUGGCUUUUGUGCAUCAGUGGCAUAGGCAUAUACAACAUAUUCCACUGGAAUCCACGCAUCUUCCACGCUCUCUCUCCCGUUUACAUGUUCAAGUUCCUCAGAACCACGGGCGUUGAAGGAUGGGUGUCGUUAGGCGGUGUAGUUCUUUCGAUGACAGGUGUGGAGGCAAUGUUUGCUAAUUUAGGCCAUUUCUCUCCUCUCUCAAUUAAGAUAGCCUUCACAUUUCUAGUAUAUCCAUCACUGAUUCUUGCAUACAUGGGCGAAGCUGCAUUCCUCUCUAAGCACCAUGAGGAUAUUCAGAGAAGCUUCUAUAAAGCCAUACCAGAAGCCGUGUUUUGGCCGGUGUUCAUUGUGGCGACUUUUGCAGCUGUAGUAGGAAGUCAGGCAGCAAUCUCAGCUACCUUCUCCUUAAUAAGCCAGUGCUGUGCACUGAAUUGCUUUCCACAUGUGAAAGUAGUUCACACUUCAAGCAAAAUAUAUGGUCAAAUAUACAUUCCAGAGGUCAAUUGGAUGUUAAUGUGCCUUUGUUUAGCUGUGACAAUAGGACUUAGAGACACAAAUAUGAUGGGCCAUGCAUAUGGACUGGCAGUCACAACCGUAAUGUUUAUGACAACCUGCUUAAUGGCUCUAGUGAUGAUAAUAGUGUGGAAGAAAAAGAUGAUAAGUUCUAUAGCAUUCUUGGUGUUUUUUGGAUCAAUUGAACUUCUCUACGUUUCAGCUUGCAUCAACAAAAUCCCAGAAGGCGGGUGGAUCCCAAUUGUGCUGUCUUUGAUCUUCAUGGCUGUAAUGUACAUAUGGAACUAUGGAACUCUCAAGAAACACCAAUUUGAUGUGGAGAACAAGGUCUCCAUGGACAGGAUAGUGGCCUUGGGGCCUAGUCUUGGCAUGGUUCGUGUCCCUGGAAUCGGGCUCAUUUACACCAAUCUGACUAAUGGCGUCCCAGCUGUUUUCGGACACUUUGUUACUAAUUUGCCCGCCUUCCAUCAGGUGUUAGUCUUCAUAUGUGUGAAAUGUGUCCAAGUUCCUUACGUCCGCGAAGUGGAGCGCCUUCUUAUCACUAGGAUGGGGCCUAAAGAGUAUAGCAUGUUCAGAUGCAUUCUGAGAUAUGGCUACAAAGAUCUUUUACAAGAAAACUAUGAUUUUGAGAAUAAACUAGUCUCAGGAAUAGUACAAUUUGUAGAAAUAGAGGAAGAAUGUGAUCCGAGAGGAACUAGCACAGAUUGCUUUAGAGACAUGGACAAUACAGAACACACUUUCAUCAACUCAAAUCAAGAAGACAACAUGGUUCGGCCUUCUUGUGAUUUCCAAGCUGGCAAAGAUGAGUCUUUGCAGAUACUGAAUGCAAAAGAAUCCGGCGUCGCUUAUAUUCUCGGGCAUUCCUACGCAAAAUCGAAGAAAUCGUCGUCCGUUUUGAAGAAAAUGGCCAUAGAUAUAGUGUAUACUUUCCUAAGCAAAAAUUGCAGAGGGCCUGAUGUUGCACUGAACGUGCCUCAUACUUCUUUGCUAGAAGUUGGUAUGGUUUAUUAUGUCUAACCACUAGAAAAUGAAAAAUACCACUCUUAGAUGUAACAAAAUAUGUCUAAGUAUACAUAAACCGUUUACAGUUUAAAAAAAAAAGGUUUUUUCUUUUCUUUUCUUUUUUUUUCCCCUGACUUCUAAGAUGUAUAUUGCCCAUGUGUUUAUAUCUAGAGAGAAUAAAAAGGAAAAAUUGUAGCUUCAAAAAGGUCUAGUCCAUUCCAGUUUUAGGAGGGAAAAGAUGUCUAUCAUAUAUGUAAUAUUGUUGGAAAGGGUAAUUUUGCAUCAAUGCACCUUAAAGUUUUUUGUUA